CGAAUUACCACCUUUCCGAAAACUGCAAAUGUCAUUAACCUGUCAACCUGUGAUUUGAUGAUGUAACAGAGUCAAAGUAAAACAAUUCUGUUUAUGUAACAAACGUGCAAGUUUAUACUAAAUGAAUGUCGCAACAAAGCUUCAUCUUUACUGUAAUUUCUUCAACUAGUAAGAGUUUAAUUCAUUUUCCCAUAAAAUCGGUUAUUUGGCCAAGCACGUGUCACAGAUCUGUCAAGAAUUUGACUUUCAAUGAUAUCCCGAAAAUUCUUAGUUUUAAAUGAAGUUAAAACGAAUGCUACAUCCGUUGUAGUUGAGAAAUUAUGAUAAUAGAAACCACAGUGACCUCGAGUUAAAAAACCCAAGAUGUCUUUUCUCAGUGUGAUAAGGAGGAGUGCCCCAAAACUGAUAAAAACUUGCAUUAUUCGCCCCGUAACUAACGGAGUCCCAAAUUUAAACAAAAAAGAAAUUGAAGUUACAUUUGUGAGACACGAUGGUACUCGCAUUAAAACUAAAGGAAAAGUAGGGGAAUCCUUUCUGGAUGUGGUUGUCAAUAAUGAUUUAUCUUUAGAAGGUUUUGGCGCUUGUGAAGGCACCUUAACUUGCUCAACUUGUCAUCUCGUCUUCAAAAAAGAAGAUUUUGACCAACUCCCCGAUCGUCCUGAAGGUGAAGAAGGCGACAUGCUGGAAUUGGCCAGAGGUGUCACGGACACGUCUCGUCUAGGUUGUCAAGUUUUUUUAACAGAAAAUAUGGACGGAAUUGUUGUUGAUGUUCCAGAGAGCUCAAACGACGCAAGACUUCAGUGAAACCCACUUUCUAAUUUAGUCAAUUUUAUUUAUAGGGGAAUUUAGGGGGAGGGUGGUAACACUGCGUACUCAAAUUGUCGACUAAUUUUAAGUAACUAACCCGCUUUUCUAGUUUUUUGGUGCUUCUCUUUAUUUUGUUAUUAAGUUGAAAUAUGUACAGAGUUGUUAAUAAAUAUUUUUUAAGAGUUUACAAUAAAAUGUCACAAUUUG
Messenger RNA from Tribolium madens (black flour beetle), 1014 nucleotides. Its product is annotated as adrenodoxin-like protein 2, mitochondrial. The record is from RefSeq and is a predicted model, not a curated record. Gene Ontology annotation, cellular component: mitochondrion. Gene Ontology annotation, biological process: positive regulation of oxidoreductase activity; P450-containing electron transport chain. The transcript is spliced from 2 exons. NCBI's taxonomy places the organism in Eukaryota, Metazoa, Arthropoda, Insecta, Coleoptera, Tenebrionidae. The coding region runs from base 364 to 804 and encodes 146 amino acids. Gene Ontology annotation, molecular function: 2 iron, 2 sulfur cluster binding.